GAUUGGGAUGCUUUGUAUCUGGAGAGGCGCUCCUGAUUGGCCUGAGGGGCCCCCCAGCUCCGGGGAGUUGUCCUCCAUUCAGCCCACUCAAGGGCUGCACAACUGCUUCCAGCCGGACGGAGCGCGGCCCGCCGCGCCGGGCCUGUCCCAGGUCAGCUCGGUGCCCUUCUGUGGAGUUGCCGACCACCAGCAGAACCCACCCUCUUCAUGGAAAGCCCCGUGCAGUGGCCCCCUGGUGAUGGCAUCUGACAGUGAUGUGAAGAUGCUGCUGAACUUUGUGAACCUGGCGUCCAGUGACAUCAAGGCAGCCCUCGAUAAGUCCGCACCCUGCCGCCGCUCCGUGGACCACCGCAAGUACCUGCAGAAGCAGCUCAAGCGCUUCUCCCAGAAGUAUUCCCGGCUCCCGAGGGGCCUUCCUGGCAGAGCGGCUGAGUCCCACCUGAGGCGAGGGCCCGAGGACCGGCCUGGGAGGCUGCUCCUUGAUCCAGGCCCUGAGUCCAGCCCUGGUGGGGGUAGGGGCUACAAGGAGAAGGCCUUGGGGAAUCCCUACAGCGAGGAAUGUCUUUCUAAGGAGCAGGUCCUACAGGGGCAGAGUCCAGAAGCUGCCAGGCCUGGCCAGGUGCCCAUGAGGAAAAGACAGCUGCCCGCUUCCUUCUGGGAAGAGCCGAGGCCCACCCACAGCUACUCCAUGGGGCUGGAGGGGGGACUGGGCCCCAGGGAGGGACCUCCCUAUGAGGGUAAGAAAAAUUGCAAGGGGUUGGAGUCCUUGGGGCCUGAGGCUGCCGCAGUGCCCAUGUCCCCAAGGGCACUGGCUGAAAAGGAGCCACUCAAGAUGCCUGGGGUUUCCCUGGUGGGCCGCAGCAGUGCCUGGAGCUGCUGCCCCUUGCAGUACCAUGGACAGCCCAUCUACCCAGGCCUGCCAGGGACCCUGCCUCAAAGCCCCAUCCCCAGCCUUGGCCUAUGGAGGAAAAGCCCGGCCUUCCCUGGGGAGCUGGCCCACUUCUGCAAGGAGGUGGAUGGCCUGGGGCAGGUGUGCAGGCCAGUGGUGCUGAAGCCCAUCCCCACCAAGCCAGCCAUGGCCCCACCCAUCUUCAAUGUCUUUGGCUACCUCUAGCAGGGCUGGCAGGGCUUCGGCCCCCACCUCCAGCUCACAGGAGUGUUCGGGGCUCUAGGUGCUCUCCUCUGAGGAGGGGCUGGGCAGUGGUGUGGCCUCUUGGGCAUUCCCAAUGCCCCUUCCCUUCUUGUUGGGGGAGGAAGGCAGGUUUGGGGCUGAGGCUUUUCACCCUUGCAGCCUAGGGAGCUAUGGGGCUCGGGUGGCCCCCUCCAACCAGGCCGGAGCCCAACAGCUCACCUGCUGUCCCUGUGCAGACCAUGGGCAGUAGGAUGGGGCCCUUGCCUACCAGCCACCCCUAGAAGCCAGUUACACAUCUGUUUAUCUGCCACCCACUGUGUGAGCCAAUCUCAGUUGUUCUUUUUGUUCUUUGUAAAUAUUAAGAAGGUUAAAUGAAUAAAGACA
Molecule: messenger RNA, 1516 nt
Organism: Nycticebus coucang (slow loris)
Lineage: Eukaryota; Metazoa; Chordata; Mammalia; Primates; Lorisidae
Gene: FAM181A
Product: family with sequence similarity 181 member A
Exons: 2
Coding region: 8-1114 (368 amino acids)
Source: RefSeq, a predicted model, not a curated record